GUUUCAGCAUAAACAGAAGUGGGACGAGAGUUGAGGGUUAGGUGGAGCGUCGUUGGAUUAUUAGCAGACAGGUCGGACUGGUUUUACGCUCUGCUUCUGGUUCUCUCCAUUCUAUUCACUGGUAGCAGAAGAAGUGAGCAGAUAAUUUCUCUACAUCUCGGCGUUUGGCCCUGAAAGGAGUUUCAACAUGCCUGAGAAUGAGGAGGAGCCCUAUAGAAAACAUGGUGACCCCAGGAAAUAUGACCCCAGCUUCAAGGGACCCAUCCAGAAAAGGGGCUGCACGGAUAUCAUCUGCUGCAUCCUCUUUACUUUAGCUGUGCUGGGUUAUAUUGCAGUGGGAAUACUGGCCUGGUCCCAAGGUGAUCCAAGGAAGGUGAUCUACCCCACAGACAGUCGAGGCCAGUUCUGUGGGCAGGCUGGAACCCCACUAGAGAAUAAGCGGCUGCUGUUCUACUUCAACAUCAUGAAGUGUGCCAGCCCCAUGGUGCUGCUGUCGUUCCAGUGUCCGACCACACAGAUGUGUGUGGAGAAAUGCCCGGACAGGUUUAUGACCUUAGUCACAGCGUACGCCAAUCAAAAAGACUUUGAUUACUACAAAACCUUCUGCAAAGAAGGAGUAACUAAUAACAUGGGUGUACCAGCGAUUGUCGGAGCAGGUCUCUGUCCCACUAUGUUGACCCCCAGCAAACCAUUCACCCGUAGGUGCUUCCCAGAUUUAGGCAUAAAAGGAGGUGUGAUAACUGUAGGAAACAAAACCAAGUUUAACGAUGGACAAAAGGAAAGAGACGCCAAGGACCUUUUGGAUGGAGUGAAGAAUGCCACUGUGGUCAUGGAGGCUCGUCAGGUGGUUCUGAAAAUCUUUGAGGAUUAUACACAGUCCUGGUACUGGAUCCUCAUAGGGCUGGUUAUUGCCAUGGUCCUUAGCCUGCUUUUCAUCGUCCUCAUGCGCUUCCUGGCUGGCGUUAUGAUCUGGAUCAUCAUCAUCGCUGUGAUAUGUGUAUUAGGAUACGGCAUCUUCCACUGCUACAUGGAGUACGCUGACCUGAAGGGAGAGCCGGGUGCUAAUGUGACCCUACAGGAGCUGGGCUUCCAGACGGACUUCUCCAUCUACCUGCAAGUCAGACAAACGUGGCUGGCCUUCAUGAUUAUCCUGGCCAUCGUGGAGGUCAUCAUCAUCCUUCUGCUGAUCUUCUUAAGGAAGAGGAUCCUCAUUGCCAUUGCUCUCAUCAAAGAGGCCAGCAGAGCCAUUGGACAUGUGAUGUGCUCCCUGUUUUACCCACUCUUCACUUUCCUCCUCCUGGCGAUUGUCAUUGCUUAUUGGGCAGUAACUGCUGUUUUCUUGUCCACUUCCAAUGAGCCCGUCUACAAAGUGGUCAAUGAGUCGGCGUGUGCGUAUUCUGCAGAAACCUGUGAACCAGCCAACUAUUCCACCAGUGAAAUGAAGAAGCAGUGCCCUGACUCAGAGUGCCUGUUUGCCUUCUACGGCGGAGAAACCUUUUACCACAAAUACCUGAUCGCUCUACAGUUCUACAACGUCUUCCUCUUCUUCUGGUGCGCCAACUUCGUCACGGCUCUGGGACAGAUGACCUUAGCUGGGGCCUUUGCCUCCUACUACUGGGCCUUCGUCAAACCCGACGAUAUCCCCACCUUCCCCGUCUUUUCUUCCUUGGGUCGAUCUCUACGGUACCACACAGGGUCUCUGGCCUUCGGGUCUCUCAUCCUCUCCAUCAUUCAGAUCAUCAGAGUUCUGCUGGAGUAUUUGGACCAUAAGCUGAAAGAUGCUCAAAACAAAUGUACAAAGUUCAUGUUUUGCUGCCUGAAGUGCUGCUUCUGGUGUCUGGAGAAGUUUGUCAAGUUCCUGAAUAGAAACGCCUACAUCAUGGUGGCGAUCUAUGGCAAACACUUUUGUGCCUCAGCAAAAGAUGCCUUCUUCCUCCUCAUGAGAAACGUGAUCAGGGUUGCUGUUGUGGAUAAGGUGACGGAUUUCCUCUUAUUUUUGGGAAAACUGCUCAUUGUUGGGCUUGUAGGGGUCUUUUCCUUCUUUUUCUUCUCUGGACGUGUGAAAGCCUUUGAAGAUACAGCCCCCCACCUCCACUACUACUGGGUACCAAUCCUGACCGUGGUGGUCGGUUCGUAUCUCAUCGCCCAUGGAUUCUUCAGCGUGUACGCCAUGUGUGUGGACACCCUGUUCCUCUGCUUCUGUGAAGACCUGGAACGCAACGACGGUUCGGCUGAGAGGCCUUAUUUCAUGUCGAUGAGUCUGCGUGAGAUUCUGUGGAAGGAUGAAGCAGAGGAUCUGUCCGCGCCGGAGGACGAUGCAACGCUAAAAGAGCCUCUGGAGAAGGACAAAGCUUAGAGAUUAGGACUUUGUAGAAGUUAAAAGGACAAUAAAAUCCAGAUUAGUCUGGUAAUCCUCCGUUUGUGCACAGGACAACAACUCCUUAAAUGCAACCCUUAAGAAUGGCCACCAAAAAGUAUGCUGCCCUUUGUUUAGUCAAACUUAAAGUGAUGGUUGUAUGGAAACCUCAGUUGUUUUUAGCUCAACUUUACAAAUAUUUUGAGCUGUGCGCUUCUCAUUGUGCUACACAUGUUGUAGCCCUUCAAUGCAAUCUACUGCAGGAACCAGGAAGUGAGGAGAGACAGUGGUGAAAAUAAGGGGUGGGAUUAGUGCUUGCAUGAUCGUUACUCUCUAUAGUCAGACUUUGAUGGAACGACUCAAAGCCUGACAGUUUACUUUGUAACGAUAAUGUUUUCAUGUUUUGCCAAAAAGGGGAGUUUAUUUAUUCACUUAAUUUAAUUUCAGUUGAGCCUCAAAUGUUAGCAUUAUUAGGUUUCUAGCAUAGUUUUUCCUGACUGGAGUUCAUACUAAUGUUCUUGAGCAGCCCAGCAGAAUCAUCUCCUAAAUUCAUAGAAACAUGGAGGUAAAGAGAUGAGGGUGAUGGUAAUGAGGUCUUUCUGACCUGAUGCUCUCCAUCAAAAGUCAAACUUCAAAAUCUGCAUUAAAACGAUAGUUUGAUUUCUGUAAUACUGAAUGUUCUACCAAUUAUUACAUUCUCAACAUGCCUUAAAAUAAAAUAUAACAUCCACUGAAGAUAAAAAUCUACUUUGCUGGAUGGAAAUUAUUUCAAAAUUUGCCUUAAUAUGAAUACAUUUUAUUUUGAUAUCAAAGCUCAGCAUAGGAAACAGUCAGGAAUAUGGAAGGAGUUUUUGUUCCAGUAUUGAUGCAAGCAAUGAA
Messenger RNA from Cyprinodon variegatus (sheepshead minnow), 3235 nucleotides. RefSeq names its product choline transporter-like protein 2. The transcript has 22 exons. Gene Ontology annotation, biological process: transmembrane transport; choline transport. The record is from RefSeq and is a predicted model, not a curated record. Gene Ontology annotation, molecular function: choline transmembrane transporter activity. Gene Ontology annotation, cellular component: membrane. The coding region runs from base 188 to 2356 and encodes 722 amino acids. Lineage: Eukaryota; Metazoa; Chordata; Actinopteri; Cyprinodontiformes; Cyprinodontidae.